GCUCCAUUCCUGACCAAAUCUCUCAAACUUCAGCUGUUAAUAUACAAAAUAAAUCACAUUCUGAUAGUAGUAGUAUAUCUCGAGCUGAACUAGAUAAUAUGAUAAAAUCACAAUUAGCUUUAGUACCAACUUCUUCUAUUCAGUCUUUACAGCUCCAGAAAACACAAGCUUUACAGUCUCAGCAAAAGCAACCCGAUUUCAGUGACUACCUUAGAGUACUAGAUAAAUAUAUGCCAGAAAGACCACCAGAUGGGUAUGGCGCAAAUUCUGAAAAAUUUAUUCAUUGUGAUCUUAUAAACCCAACUCCUUUAGCCAGCUGA
Messenger RNA from Racocetra fulgida, 320 nucleotides. The record is from the annotation of a GenBank genome assembly. Lineage: Eukaryota; Fungi; Glomeromycota; Glomeromycetes; Diversisporales; Gigasporaceae.